AACGGGAAGAUUACUGUUGCGCUGGUCUGAAAAUAGCAACACAUCACUCCAAACACAUCUUGCGCCUUACUGCGCCGGUGUAUGAGUAGGCCCCUAUGCCUUGAGAAUCUGAUUUUCUAGAAUCUGACAGUCAUUCUAGCUGCCAACGUAUUUCUGUGGUCGCUCAUACACUGCGUAUUAUGGUAGAGCGUUAAAAACUUAAUACUGUUCAUGUUUGAACGGUUCAUGUUCAAACUAAUGCAUGUUUUUUAUGAUAGAUCAGCGUCUCACUGACUGAUGAUAAAAUAUUAAAUAACGAAAAACAAGAAAUGAAUGCAAAUAAAUAAUCAGAAUUUCAAGAUUGCUUUAUCCGUAAUUACAAAAUAAAAGCCAUUAAAAUCUUAUGUCUUAAAUCUUAAAUCAGCUACACCUUAGAUUGUAGACAUUCUCACGGUGUCCACUAAACCUUUUUCAUGGACAUCUGAUGUGACAUUCUAAAACAAAAGCUCUUUAAACCUUUGAUUUGGCCUUGAUUUAAAAAAAAAAAAAAGAUUAAAAUAAAACUUAGAUAUUACAGGCCAGUUUUACCUCAGAUUGAUAGUGGGCAUUACCACGGUGUCAACUAAACUCUUCUCAUGGGUAUAUGUUACCCUCCUUAUUUAUGUUUCUUACUUUCUUUAUCAGUUCAUAUUUUCUGAGUGUAUCUCACAAAACCAGGAUAAAGGGAUUAAGAUGCAAAUUUCACGCUAUCCUGACUGAAAUAUAACAUUAGCCCUGACUCGGUCACAUGAAAGCAAGUUAAAAAUUAAGCUAAUGCUAAGCUAAAUUAAGUUACUACAUUCUAAAACGCUUAACGCAGUUAAAACAUUUUUAAGAAAAUAUAAAGUCAACCCGAAACACUUCAUAACAGGUGCACUACCAAAACAAACCACUUACUAUUUCUCCUGACUGAACACCCGCAAUUCCUCUGAACCUACAGACUUUCAGCUUUCUCAGAACCUGCUACAGGCAGCCAAUCAGCUUUCGCAGAUCAACGCGCAGGCAAACAUCCCGCCCACAGCGCUUAUUGUGAGGCGGAGAUCGGAGAGAGCAGAACUUUGCUGUUUGACGUUUAAUGUGCUUAUUUCCUCUUCUGUUACGGGUGUUGUUCGUCUGUUCAGAGAAUAUUCCCAUCAGGAUCAAGUGAAGAGUUUACUGAAGGACAGCGAGAACAUGAGUGAUCCAGAACCCUGCAGAAUUAAACCUGAAGAUACUGAACAACAAAUAGACCUUAUUGAAGAAAAUGAGGUGAGUAAAGAGGAGGAACAUCAUGUCAAAAUUGAGGAAAAAAAUAAUUUACAGACUUGCAGUAUUUUGAAAAAGAGAGACAAGAAACCAUUCACCUGCACUCAGUGUGGGAAGAGCUUCAGCCAAUCAUCAAUCCUUAAUAAACACAUGAAGAUCCACACUGGAGAGAAACCAUUCAGAUGCACCAAGUGUGGAAAGAGUUUCUGCCAGUCAUCACAACUUACUCAACACAUGAGGAUCCACACUGGAGAGAAACCAUUCACAUGCACUCAGUGUGGGAAGAGUUUCAGCCAAUCAUCACACCUUAAUAAACACAAGACAAUCCACGCUGGAGAGAAACCAUUCACAUGUAUUCAUUGUGGGAAGAGCUUCAGCCAAUCAUCAAACCUUAAUAGACACAUGAAGAUUCGCACUGGAGAGAAACCAUUCACCUGCACUCAGUGUGGGAAGAGCUUCUGCCAGUCAUCACAACUAACUCAACACAUGAGGAUCCACACUGGAGAGAAACCAUUGACAUGCACUCAGUGUGGGAAGAGCUACAGACAAAAAUCAACUCUUAAUAAACACAAGAAAAUUCACACUGGGGAGAAACCAUUCAGAUGCACUCAGUGUGGGAAGAGUUUCACCUUCUCAUCAAACUAUAAAAAGCACAUGAGGAUCCACACUGGAGAGAAACCGUUCACAUGUUCUCAGUGUGGGAAGAGCUUCAUCUUCUCGUCAAACCUUAAUCAACACAUGAGGAUCUACAAUGGAGAGAAACCGUUCACAUGCACUCACUGUGAGAAGAGCUUCAGCCGAUCUUCAAGUCUUAAACUACACAUGAAGAUCCACACUGAAGCUCAAGUGAAGAGUUUACUGAAGGACAGCGAGAACAUGAGUGAUCCAGAACCCUGCAGAAUUAAACCUGAAGAUACUGAACAACAAAUAGACCUAAUUGAAGAAAAUGUUGCGAGUAAAGAGGAGGAACAUCAUGUCAAAGUUGAGGAAAAAAAUCAUUUACAGACUUGCAGUAUUUUAAAAACGAGAGACAAGAAACCGUUGACAUGCGCUCAGUGUGGGAAGAGCUUCAGCCAAUCAUCAAUCCUCAAUAGACACAUGAAGAUCCACAAUGAAGAGAAACCAUUCACAUGCACUGAAUGUGGGAAGAGUUUCUACCAGUCAUCACAACUUACUCCACACAUGAGGAUCCACACCGGAGAGAAACCAUUCACAUGCACUCAGUGUGGGAAGAGUUUCAGACUAAUAUCAACCCUUAAUACACACAAGAAAAUCCACACUGGAGAGAAACCGUUCACAUGCACUCUGUGUGGGAAGAGUUUCAUCUUCUCAUCAAACUAUAAUAAACACAUGAGGAUUCACAGUGGAGAGAAACCGUUCACAUGUUCUCAGUGUGGGAAGAGUUUCAGCGUCUCCUCAUACCUCAAUCAACACAUGAGGAUCCACACUGGAGAGAAACCAUACACAUGCCCUCACUGUGGGCAGAGUUUCAGACAAAUAUCAACCCUUAAUCGACACAUGGAGAUCCACACUGGAGAGAAACCAUUCAGAUGCACUCAGUGUGGGAAGAGCUUCAUCUUCGAAUCAAACUAUAAUCAACACGUAAGGAUUCACAGUAGAUAGAAACCAUUCACGUGUUCUCAGUGUGGGAAGAGUUUCAGCGUGUUGUCAUACCUUACUCAACACAUGAAGAUCCACACUGGAAUGAAACCGUUCAGAUGCACUCAGUGUGGGAAGAGCUUCAGCAAAUCUUCACUUCUUAAACUACACAUGAAGGUCCACACUGGAGUAGGCAUGGAACGAUAACGGUUUUCAAGGUUUGGUGGAAAAUUCUUUUUAUUUACUCCGUUGUAGAGCUGCACAAUUCUGGCUAAAAUGAGAAUCGCGUUUUUUUUUUUUUUUUUUUUU
Messenger RNA from Danio rerio (zebrafish), 3171 nucleotides. NCBI's taxonomy places the organism in Eukaryota, Metazoa, Chordata, Actinopteri, Cypriniformes, Danionidae. The record is from RefSeq and is a predicted model, not a curated record.